AUUGCUAGAGAGAGAGGAGGAACCCGCUUGGUCGCUCGUGGAUUGGUGUCUUGACGGUACAGACAGUCCUUUCCCUCCCUCUACCCUACCUAGUGCCUCCACUGAGAAAAGUCACACCCUUGUCCAGUCCAAGGGCAAACUAAGUUGGUAGAAUGAAAAGCAAUUCAAUUCAGAGAUGGAGUAUUGGUGUCCGAAGCACAGUAGUUCAACUGUGGUCGAGAAUCAUUAAGACCCCAGUGGUGGGUUAAGGGUAGACGGACAGACAGACGUUGGACAGAAAGCUCUCGCUCGUCUGGGAUUAAAAAGGGACUAAGAGAGGCAGAAGAACCAAGACUACGGUAAAGACAGCCCUCCUCCUUCCCGCCCCUCACCGGCUGUCUCGUCAUGUUCCGGCGGAAAAAGAAGCGGAGGCCGGAGAUCUCGGCGCCACAGGACUUUGAGCAUCGGGUCCACACGUCAUUCGACGCAGUGCAGGGGUGCUUCGUGGGCCUGCCGCCCCAGUGGCAGAGCGUCAUUGACAUCCUGAGGAGGCCAAAACCAGUGGUGGACCCGUCCCGGAUCACCAAUGUGGAGCUCAGGCCCAAGAAGACCAUUUGUAGGGGGAGUUUCAUAGGACACGGAGACUACAUCUCCCACGUCAUCUCAGAGAUGACUCGUCUUACCGUCACCAGUUCCAACUCGCUCCGGAAGAGCAGUCCUUCGGCGCGGCAACGGGCACGCUCCAUGGGGCGUCUGGGCGAGCUCGUCGAAGGGGACACGUAUCAGUAUGAGGAGCUGGACCAAGAGAAGCGUCAUAACGGCGGUAACAGCUACUGGCAGGUACAAAGCGAGAGCGGCAGCCCCAAACUGGCUCUUAGGAAAACAUCCACCCUCCAGCCCAAUGGGGUACUGCCUCGGGCAAAGUCGACGCAUGAGAUGAGCACGGCAGCUGGGGAUAAACCUGCACCUCUGCCGAAGGGGCCAGUCCCCACGCCCCCUAGAGGAGGCGGCACAGGUCAUUAUACACGUAGCGAAUGGUCGGGACUUAUAAAUCGGCCGGGACAACAGAUGGGGAUGCCGCAAAAGGGCAAGGUAGCCAAUCAGAGGCCGGCAUCCUGCUAUAACCUGCAGACCCUGCAGACGCAGCAGCAGGUCAACAUGAGGGUCAAGCCUGGGGUCAGUCACCUGCCGGACCUUCUGACUUCCUCCAAGGAUACUUCUCCUCAGAGACCCCACUCGUCCUGUGACCUGAAGAUGAAUUCAUUAGGGCCCUCGGCCAUGUCCUUACCCAAUGGCACCAGCAGCCUGAUCGCAGGCCGAGGGCGAACCCACAGACCCUCACGCUCCUCCUCCAGCUACACCAUUGGAUCGUUAUCACCCAUAGUUCAGGGGGCUACCAUGCCCCUACUCCCCAAACAGGACAGCCCAUCCCAGCCCCGGCCUUCUCCCACGGGCUCCCCGGCCACCAGCUCAACAGGAACGGCCCAGCAGCAUCAGCCCAAGCUCGGGCCAGAGCCUGAGCCGGCCAAAGUGACCCAUGAGCAGUUCAAGGCGGCCCUGCAGAUGGUAGUUGACAAGGGAGAUCCGCGCACCUCCCUGGAGAACUUUGUGAAGAUCGGGGAGGGCUCCACGGGGGUCGUGUGCAUUGCCCGCGAGAGGCAUAGCGGUCGGCAGGUGGCGGUGAAGAUGAUGGAUCUCCGUAAGCAGCAGCGCAGAGAGCUGCUCUUUAACGAGGUGGUGAUCAUGAGGGACUACCGGCACAACAACGUUGUGGAGAUGUACAGGAGUGCCCUGGUGGAAGAGGAGCUGUGGGUUAUCAUGGAGUACCUGCAGGGCGGCGCUCUAACCAACGUCGUGUCUGAAACCAGGCUGAAUGAAGAGCAGAUAGCCACCGUGUGCGAGGCUGUGCUGCAGGCGUUAGCCUAUCUCCAUUCCCAGGGAGUUAUCCACCGUGACAUCAAGAGUGACUCUAUACUGCUCACGCUGGAUGGGAGGAUCAAGCUGUCAGACUUUGGAUUCUGUGCUCAGAUCAGCAAAGACAUCCCCAAAAGGAAGUCCUUGGUUGGAACACCGUACUGGAUGGCUCCAGAGGUUGUGUCAAAGACUCCAUAUGGAACUCAGGUGGAUGUGUGGUCCCUGGGUAUCAUGGUGGUAGAGAUGGUGGAUGGAGAGCCUCCGUACUUCAGCGACACACCAGUGGCAGCUAUGAAGAAACUGAGGGACGAGCCGCCACCCACAGUCAGGAACACACAGAAGAUCUCCCCUGUGUUGAAGGACUUCCUGGAUCGUAUGCUAACACGGGACCCCCAGGAGCGGGCUACCGCUAGCGACCUGCUGGAGCACCCCUUCCUGCUGCAGUGUGGCUCACGGCAGUGCCUGGUGCCCCUAGUGGAACGAUACCGUAAACGCAUGUCCCGCUGCUGACUCGCCCAAACACACAGGAUCCAUGGUGGCCGAAGAAUGGGCUGAUCCCCUGACGUCGGACCCUUGGUUAACAGGCGAACUUUCGCUCCAUCCACCGCAUUUGUAUUGAGUCUCAAUGCCCACUACAGGAAGUGGAUUUACUGUCACUCGGUGUGUGGAUGGAUAGAUAUGGAGUCGAUCAGAAACGCCUCUCUCUCUCUUUAUCUUAUCCCUUUUUAUCUGCUCCUUUUCUCUGGAAUCCCUUCAGAUCCACAGGAGCGUCCUUGCUCCCUUGUUGGGCAGCGUAGGGCAGGAUGGAAUUGGAUAUCUGAGUUUAAGGAUUUGUUCAUUAAUUCUAUGCAAAAAAAGUGCAACAAGCCCCAAUGCAGAAUUGCAGUGACCUGAACCUUUUGUACUGAUCAUCUCCACCAUCGCUGUCCAAUUUGUCCGACUGACUUUGAAAUGUAACAAUUACGACUGACUUUGGUACUAUACUUGUUUGGUAAUUCGUUCUGUAAAACAAAUGAAUGACCAGACCCUUUCUACCAGAUCACAUAGUGGUAGCCCUGGACUUGAUCAGGGGAUGAUCUACAAAGUUGUCCCAAGCAGAAGCUUUGUUUUGGUAUUGCUGGAGAAACAUGUUUUUAUAGAAUUUCAAAAUGGAUAAAGUAUUUCGGAUAUUGCAGAUAUGAAUGUGAGUAGUAUAGUAAAGAGUAAGACUAUACUGAGUAUAGUCAAUGUUCUAUUGUAGGACAGGUAUCCCUGGGAAAACACUAUUUUAAUCAGAACCGAUCACCUGUAUUUAAAGUAUAAAAAGGGAUCUGCCAUACUUUGGUUAAACAUGUUUUUGACAAAAUAGGCAUGCAAUAUAUUGAAAUGAAAUCAAAUGCGGACAUGAGGUAGUUCAAAAUCUCAAGACCGGAUUGUUUUGUAGCCUACUGAUGUACCCCUGUUAGCUGACUAGCCUACUGAUGUACCCCUGUUAGCUGACUAGCCUACUGAUGUACCCCUGUUAGCUGACUAGGCUACUGAUGUACCCCUGUUAGCUGACUAGCCUACUGCUGUACCCCUGUUAGCUGACUAGGCUACUGCUGUACCCCUGUUAGCUGACUAGGCUACUGAUGUACCCCUAUUAGCUGACUAGCCUACUGAUGUACCCCUGUUAGCUGACUAGGCUACUGAUGUACCCCUGUUAGCUGACUAGCCUACUGCUGUACCCCUGUUAGCUGACUAGCCUACUGAUGUACCCCUGUUAGCUGACUAGGCUACUGAUGUACCCCUGUUAGCUGACUAGGCUACUGAUGUACCCCUGUUAGCUGACUAGCCUACUGAUGUACCCCUGUUAGCUGACUAGCCUACUGAUGUACCCCUGUUAGCUAACGAGCCUACUGAUGUACCCCUGUUAGCUGACUGGCCUACUGAUGUAGCCCUGUUAGCUGAAUAGGCUACUGAUGUACCCCUGUUAGCUGACUAGCCUACUGAUGUACCCCUGUUAGCUGAAUAGGCUACUGAUGUGCCCCUGUUAGCUGACUAGCCUACUGAUGUAGCCCUGUUAGCUGAAUAGGCUACUGAUGUACCCCUGUUAGCUGACUAGCCUACUGAUGUACCCCUGUUAGCUGACUAGCCUACUGAUGUACCCCUGUUAGCUGAAUAGGCUACUGAUGUACCCCUGUUAGCUGACUAGCCUACUGAUGUACCCCUGUUAGCUGAAUAGGCUACUGAUGUACCCCUGUUACCUGACUAGGCUACUGAUGUACCCCUGUUAGCUGAAUAGGCUACUGAUGUACCCCUGUUACCUGACUAGGCUACUGAUGUACCCCUAUUAGCUGACUAGCCUACUGAUGUACCCCUGUUAGCUGACUAGCCUACUGAUGUACCCCUGUUAGCUGAAUAGGCUACUGCUGUACCCCUGUUAGCUGAUGAGCCUACUGCUGUACCCCUGUUAGCUGACUAGGCUACUGAUGUACCCCUGUUAGCUGACUAGCCUACUGAUGUACCCCUGUUAGCUGACUAGGCUACUGAUGUACCCCUGUUAGCUGACUAGGCUACUGAUGUACCCCUGUUAGCUGACUAGCCUACUGAUGUACCCCUGUUAGCUGACUAGCCUACUGAUGUACCCCUGUUAGCUGACUAGCCUACUGAUGUACCCCUGUUAGCUGACUAGCCUACUGAUGUACCCCUGUUAGCUGACUAGCCUACUGAUGUACCCCUGUUAGCUGAAUAGGCUACUGAUGUACCCCUGUUAGCUGACUAGCCUACUGAUGUACCCCUGUUAGCUGACUAGGCUACUGAUGUACCCCUGUUAGCUGACUAGCCUACUGCUGUACCCCUGUUAGCUGACUAGGCUACUGAUGUACCCCUGUUAGCUGACUAGCCUACUGAUGUACCGCUGUUAGCUGACUAGGCUACUGAUGUACCCCUGUUAGCUGACUAGGCUACUGAUGUACCCCUGUUAGCUGACUAGGCUACUGAUGUACCCCUGUUAGCUGACUAGCCUACUGAUGUACCCCUGUUAGCUGACUAGCCUACUGAUGUACCCCUGUUAGCUGACUAGCCUACUGAUGUACCCCUGUUAGCUGACUAGCCUACUGAUGUACCCCUGUUAGCUGACUAGCCUACUGAUGUACCCCUGUUAGCUGACUAGCCUACUGAUGUACCCCUGUUAGCUGACUAGCCUACUGAUGUACCCCUGUUAGCUGACUAGGCUACUGUACUGUUUGCCAACACUGGAUAUCUAUGUACUGUAGCUUUCUUAUGUCAACACCCAUUUUCACAUGCAUUUUUGUCCUUCUCAGAAUGUUCUGUAUCUGACCCUGUACAGCAGUUUAUAUUUUUCAUACACUUCAAAAAUGUGACUUCACUUUGCACGUAAGUACUUGGUAAGUACUGGUAAAGGACAAAACCUAUGAAGGUACUUAUUUACAUUUUUUUUAAAUAAAUAUCUGUGAACAAAUGCUGUA
Oncorhynchus gorbuscha (pink salmon) is the source of this 5342-nucleotide messenger RNA. Its product is annotated as serine/threonine-protein kinase PAK 6-like. The transcript is spliced from 10 exons. Gene Ontology annotation, cellular component: cytoplasm. Gene Ontology annotation, biological process: intracellular signal transduction; regulation of MAPK cascade; protein phosphorylation. Lineage: Eukaryota; Metazoa; Chordata; Actinopteri; Salmoniformes; Salmonidae. Gene Ontology annotation, molecular function: protein serine/threonine kinase activity; ATP binding. The record is from RefSeq and is a predicted model, not a curated record. Bases 385 to 2403 code for a protein of 672 amino acids.